GUCUGGAAAGCUGUGCCAGGGGAGGGCGGGCGCCGUGGGCUCACGGAGCGUCCCGACAGCGAUAGGAUUGGGUUCGUGCGAUGCCGUGCGGAGCAGCCGGGGGUUGGACUCGGCCAUCGCGGUCCCCACCCCGCGCCUCCCCCGUCCCGCCCCAUCCCCCGGGGGCGGUGCUGCGGGCCGGCCGGGCAGGACAUGGAGCUGAGCGCCCCGGGACCGGAGCCGCUGCGAUCACCGGGAGGUGAUGAGGACGGGGCCGAAGCUCCGGGGCUGCCGCUGCACUCGGCGUGGACCUUCUGGCUCGACAAGUCCCUUCCUGGUACCACAGCAGCUGAAUGUGCCUCAAACCUGAAGAAGAUUUACAGAGUACAAACAGUGCAGGAUUUCUGGAGCGUCUACAACAACAUCCCUCCUGUGACGAGUUUGCCCCUGCGCUGCAGUUACCACCUGAUGCGUGGAGAAAGACGGCCCCUGUGGGAAGAGGAAAGCAAUGCCAAAGGAGGUAUAUGGAAAAUGAAGGUCGCUAAAGAAAGUACGGCAGCAGUUUGGAAAGAGCUCCUCUUAGCAACUGUUGGAGAGCAGUUCACAGACUGCUGUGCUGCAGAUGAUGAAGUCAUAGGGGUGAGCAUCAGCGUUCGUGACCGUGAAGAUGUUGUACAGAUCUGGAAUGGGAAUGCCUCCUUAGCAAGUGAAGCAAAAGUGUUAGAAAAGAUGCAUAAACUUCUGCCUCACACCUCUUUCAGAGCCGUGUUUUACAAAUCACACAGAGAGCACCAUGCCUUUGAAGGCCGACGUGGGAGACAUUAAAUGCAGCCUUAUGUUUGUCGCUCGCAGUGUGGUGAGAUGUCUGAGUGAGAAGGACAGCAGGAGGCCCUGCAGAAACACUACAUGUGAUGGUCCUCUUGAAUUUAAUGCUUCUUGUUGGGCUGUUGCUACUGAAAAUGAGGAAACGCAGUUGCCCUGACUGCUAAAUGUGUCAUUCAUGACUUUUUGCUUGGUUGUGAUUUUAAUUUGUUGUUUUUUUUUCUUUAAAAAGUUAUUUGGCCACUAGUUUUUUCAAUCAGAUCAUAUUGAUUCCUAUUAAGAUACAACACUUUGGAUUUUUCUGAACUGUUGGUAGUUAAAUGCAAACAUGCACAAAUGUUGGAUGCUGCUUUUUUGAGAUGGAGGAACACUGCCUUGGUGAAAUGUGUUUUCAAUUUUCUUUUUGAGACAUUCCUAUCAUAUGAAGAUUUACUCCCUGUCUUUGUCUCAAGGAGAUGAAGGAGUUGCAUGGCAUUAUCCUAACGGGCUGUGUAAUCUGCUCUUGCACUGACAACUGCAAAAGUAAAUAGGAAAGCACUCACUGAAUGGGCAACUGAAGAGAUGCACUUAUAUGGGUCUGACCCUGGGUGAGAUGAUGUUUUAAGUGUGGUGACUCCCAAAGGAUCCUGGUUCAGGCUAGAAUUUAGAGAUUUUGCAGUAAGAAACCCUGUGAACCCCCCCACCUCCAGUUUAUUUAAGAAGAGAUGAUGGUUAUAAUCUUUUCAGCUUAUGGUCUUUCUCUGUACAUUCAUGACAGAAGUCACAGAUUCUUUCUAACCCAUUUGCCUAACUGAUUCAUCCCUUGUACUUCUGGAGAUGCUAGGCCUGCACCUGUAGAGGCUCAGAGCAGAAGUGCUGUUCUCUUCAGUACAAAGGAAGAAAUUCUGUCACUCGUACUUUCAAUCUGUCAUGGCUCUGUAGGUCAUCUAUUUUCUUUAAUUUACAGGACACAAAUGGAUUUUGUUUUACGGCAUGAACGUGAAUAUUAACUGCGUUAAUCAGUAAUGUUUGUAUUCAUUGAGGUGUUGGUUUGCUUUACUGUUCUACCAAAGAUUAAUUCAUCUCCUUGUGCAAGAAGAAGCUAUAAGAUAGAGAAGGAUUUGCACUCUGCUCAGCAUUACUUUGUGGGUAAGAGUUCUUGUUUGGCAACAGGUCCAGUGGCGCUGAUCUCCACAUGUUUGGUGUAUUAAGAAGCAGCCAUUAGAAUCAAAUGUAGCAGUAAGAAUUACACAUAGGAGAGGAGUGUUUUUUAUGUUUUUUUUUUUACAACUUUGUAUUUAUGAAUUCAAACUGUGCAGUUAGUGAGCAUUAUUAAUUAAACACAAUUUUGAAAAUCCAA
This is a messenger RNA of Phasianus colchicus (ring-necked pheasant), 2140 nucleotides long. It is a transcript of the gene EIF4E3, whose product is annotated as eukaryotic translation initiation factor 4E family member 3. NCBI's taxonomy places the organism in Eukaryota, Metazoa, Chordata, Aves, Galliformes, Phasianidae. Gene Ontology annotation, molecular function: RNA 7-methylguanosine cap binding; translation initiation factor activity. Gene Ontology annotation, biological process: translational initiation. Gene Ontology annotation, cellular component: eukaryotic translation initiation factor 4F complex. The record is from RefSeq and is a predicted model, not a curated record.